AUGACUGAAGAAGAAUUAAAGAGGAAAAUUAGAGUCCGCGGGGGUCACCGGGCUUCAGCCAAACGUAUAAUUGCCGCAGCUGAAGAAAGUCUUCAAGUAUUCGACCCAAACAACCCAGAAACAGUUAUUAGGGUGAAACAGCAGCUGACCACCCUCAAGGAAAAAAUGAAAACUCUGAGUGUGCACGAUGAAGAAAUAUUAAGUUUGGUAAAGAAAGAAGAAAUCGAAAACGAGAUUGAACAAGCUGAUAUAUUUAAGGAACGAUUACAACACUCGAUAGUAAGCAUCGAAAUGGCACUAGAGAAAAUUGUAAACGAGACAUCGGCUCAUGGUAGCACUGUUAGUGGCACAUCACCCAGCUCGUCUAAUGUAGGCUAUUAGUAAAACACGGAGCACGGAGCACGGAGCACGGAGCACACGGAGCACGGAGCACACGGAGUACGGAGCACACGGAGCACGGAGCACACGAAGUACGGAGCAGUAGAAAAACGAAAAUCCUUUAUAAUAAAAUACACUGUUUACUAUUACAAAUUUUUGUUAUUAUUAACAAAGUUUUUUCGCGUAUUACACGUUGGGGAAGUAGGAAAAUGGGGCUUUUACUGAAAAACACAUAUGAUGCAAAACCAGGCUGCCAAAAGCCAUAGUAUUUAAAAUGGGAUUGUGAAACUCGUUAUCUUACAUCUAUCAAGCUUAUGUAGUUAUAUUAUAUUCCGAUGGGCAACACAUAAAGAAACACUUACUGUAGAGAACAGCCGAUAUAUUUCGUUACCCCUGCCAAAAAAUAGCCAAGUAUACUCAUCUUUCAAUGUAGCGGAUCGACUGAACAUUAAAUCUUGUGAUGAGAAAAGUGAAUUUUCGGUUUAUCCUUCGGCUCAGUGACCGGUGGCAGUGAGCUGUACGGCCGGCUAAGUUUAAACCGUUAUACAGUAAAUCAUUACUGCUUUCAUUCUUUUAAUUCGUUUUGAAUAUUCGGAAUCAUUCACAAUAUUAUAAAACUGUAUAAGAUAGCUGUACGUAGAACUAUAAAUGCUGUAGAAUGAAAUAAAUAAAGAAAAGUAAGUUUUCAAAUCGCGGUAUUUGCCGAUGAAUCGGUAAUCGCUACAGAAAAACAGAACAAAUUACAGUAUUAAAAUCACAACAAACCGCGGAAGUGGGACAAUUUGACCGUAUUAAAGCUGCUUUUGGGAAUUUAGAUUUUAGGUCUUCGUUUUACAUGUACCCAGACCAGUAAAUAUUUUUAAGUUUUGAAUUUUGUGUAUAAAUCAACACCAACGCCUCAAAGGCGAGAAGGAGGGCAAGAUUGUUAGAAUUGCUAUUGUAAACAUGAGCAGUUUCGAGCAUAAACAUGAAAUUGAAACGAGUAAUUUUUACACAUCUGAUUGACUAAAUUCAGGAAGCCAUUUAAGUGUACGUGUAUUUGUUACAAUUCCGAUCAACUCUGCCGUGCAGCACGGCAGAGCCAGAGACAGAGUAAAUUGUAAACAAAUUGUAAGCUUGUGAGAAUCAAAGUUCAAAACUCAAAAAUAUUUACUGGGUACAUGUAAAACAAAGACUUAAAAUCUAAAUUCUCAAAAGUAGCUUUAAUACUGUCAAAUUUUCCGAAGUCUGAUUUAGUUGUUUCAAAAGCAUAGAAUACACACACACACUUCUGCAUGGAUUUCGUACAUGUUCUGCAUGUGUUACAGUAAAAAUACAAAAAUUGUCCUACUUCCGCGGUUUGUUGUGAUUUACUGUAAUUUGUUCUGUUUUUCUGUAGCGGUUACCGAUUUAUCGGCAAAUACCGCGAUAAAACGUAGUUUUCUUUAUUUAUUUUAUUCUACAGCAUUUAUAGUUCUACAGCUAUCUUAUACAGUUUUAUAAUAUAGUAGUGAAUGAUUCCGAAUAUUCAAAACGGAUUGAAAGAAUGAAAGCAGUAAUUAUGUAUAACGGUUUAAACGUAGGCCGUACAGCACACUGCUCACAGUGGUCACUGGGACGAAGGAUAAACCGAAAAUUCACUUCUCUCCAUGACAAGCUUUUAUAAUGUUCAGUCGAUCCGCUACAUUGAAAGAUGAGUACUUGGCUAUUUUUUGGCAGGGGUAAUGAAAUAUAUCGGCUGUUCUCUAAGUGUUUCUUAAUGCGUUGGCCAUCGGAAUAUAAUAUAACUACAUAACUCAUAAGCUUGAUAGAUAUGAGAUAACGAGUUUCACAGGCACAAUCCUAUUUUAAAUACUAUGGCUUUUGGCAGUUUUGCAUCAUAUGUGCAGUAAAAGCCCCAUUUUUCUACUUCCUCAACGUGUAAAACGCGAAAAAACUUUAUUAAUAAGAACAAAAAUUUGUAAUAGUAAACAGUGUAUUUUAUUAUAAAGGAUUUUCGUUUUUCUACUGCUCCGUAGUUCGUGUGCUCCGUGCUCCGUGCUCCGUGUGCUCCGUGCUCCGUGUGCUCCGUACUCCGUGCUCCGUGCUCCGUGUGCUCCGUGCUCCGUGUUUUACUAAUAGCCUCUAAUGUAAGUCAAAAUUCAUCUUAUUCUGCUACUGUAAAAUUACCAAAGUUAAGCUUGAAAAAAUUUAGUGGGGAUGUUACAAAGUGGACAACAUUUUGGGAGUGCUAUGAAUCUGCUAUUCACAAUAAUGCUAAUCUCACAAAGAUUGAAAAGUUCAAUUAUUUAAAAUCACUUUUGGAACAUUCUGCAGCAGAAACUAUAGAGGGACUGCUGUUAACAAAUGCAAACUAUGAUGAAGCAAUUAAGAUCUUGAAAGAUAGGUUUGGAAAUCAACAAAUUAUUAUCAAUAGCCACAUGGAAGCCCUGUGUAAUAUACCAAAUGUUGGAAGUAUUGACAAUGUCAAAAUGCUUCGUCAACUUUAUGUCAAAGUAGAAACCCAUGUGAGAAGCCUUACAAGUCUUGGAGUCAACUCAGGCUCAUAUGGGAAUCUAAUGAUUUCAAUUCUCAUGAAUAAGCUACCACAAGCAAUGGGUGUUAUUGUUACGAAGGCAUUGGGGAGCACAUGGACCCUUGAAAAAAUGUUGGAUACUGUUAAGUCUGAAUUAGAAGCCCGUGAAAGAGCCAACAUGUUGAGUUCAAAACCAGCAAGCAAACCACCAUAUUCCCCACAUCCAAGGGGAUACAGCAGUGCAGCAGCCCUCCUAAACAAUGGAACCCAUCUGACAUGCACUUAUUGUAAAAAUACCCAUCCCUCAGCUCAUUGUAAUGUUGUCACCAACCCGAAUGCGAGAAAGCAGAUCCUACAAAAGGAAGGCAGAUGUUACAUCUGGAAAAAUCAUGGAAAAAUCAAACUUACAUCUGGAAAAAUCAAACCCUUCGGAAAAAUCAUGUCAGCCGAGGAUGCACAUCGUCCCUGA
Paramuricea clavata is the source of this 3341-nucleotide messenger RNA. Lineage: Eukaryota; Metazoa; Cnidaria; Anthozoa; Malacalcyonacea; Plexauridae. The record is from the annotation of a GenBank genome assembly.